Paramecium primaurelia is the source of this 696-nucleotide messenger RNA. NCBI's taxonomy places the organism in Eukaryota, Ciliophora, Oligohymenophorea, Peniculida, Parameciidae. The record is from the annotation of a GenBank genome assembly.
AUGGCUACUACAAGAAUUCCAUUUUCAAAUGUUACCUAAGUGAACAAAGGUGAUAAAUUAUCUACAACACUUGGGGAGAAAGUAGAGAAGAGUGGAAAUGCAGAAAAGUAAAUUCUACCUACAAACGCAGAAAUUAAUAAUGUGAAAAAUUCUUUAGAUGAGUUAUAAUUAGAGAACAUGGAUAAAUAGACACUUAUAUAAUAACUAAAAAUGCAUAAAAUGAUAUUGAAGCAUUGUUUUGAUGAAAAUGAUAUUGUAAAAUUAUUUGAAUGAUUAUUUUAAGUUGAGAGAACGAAUAGCAGCUAUAGAAGCAUAAUUUAGUAAUUUGUAAGAUGAAAUUGAAUUAAGAGAUAAUGUGAUAUUAGAAUUAAGUGAGAAACUUGAAUAGAAAGAAAAAUAGUGAUUAUUAUUUUGUUAAUAUAUUUUUGUUUAAACCAUUAUAAAAAUGAAUAAUGAAAAGACAAAAGGAUUAAUUUAUUACAUAUAAAAUUAAGGUAUUUUUUGAAUAUUUUUGGAUUUAGUUUUAAUGGGUAGAUUGUGUAAAAUAAAUGUGCAAAUAAUUGCUAUAAACAUUAUUUUAAUACUUUGAGAGUGAUUAUCUAAUGUGAAUUCACUUUAUUCAUACAAAUGAUGCUCAAUUAGACAACGAAGAUUCCAUUUAGUUUAUAAAGAGACAUUUAAGCUUACUGCCUUUGA